Messenger RNA from Temnothorax curvispinosus, 2280 nucleotides. RefSeq names its product tubulin polyglutamylase TTLL5 (gene TTLL5). Gene Ontology annotation, molecular function: tubulin binding; tubulin-glutamic acid ligase activity. Lineage: Eukaryota; Metazoa; Arthropoda; Insecta; Hymenoptera; Formicidae. The transcript is spliced from 11 exons. The record is from RefSeq and is a predicted model, not a curated record. Gene Ontology annotation, cellular component: cilium. Gene Ontology annotation, biological process: microtubule cytoskeleton organization; protein polyglutamylation. The coding region runs from base 1 to 1812 and encodes 603 amino acids.
AUGUCUCCCGAGCAGUGGCUCGCGCAGGCUUGCGUUAAGGUGCCAAUUCAUGAGACGCUGAAAAUGAGCGUCAACAAGCCUGAGAAGAUCCUGACAGAUGAAUCAGUCAUCGUGGCGCAAUACAUAAAUAAUCCGCUUUUAAUCGACGGACAUAAAUGCGAUUUGCGUCUCUACGUCGCUGUAACGAAUUACGAUCCUCUGCUAAUUUAUUUAUAUGAAGAAGGUUUAGUGAGAUUUGCAGCUGUUAAAUAUGACGGUGGAAGUCAAUAUAUUUGGAAUCCUUGCAUGCAUCUUUGCAACUAUAGUAUAAACAAGUUUCACGUGGAUUACGUAAAGAGUGAAGAUCCUGAUGCCGAGGAUGUAGGACACAAAUGGACAUUGUCAGCAUUACUCAGGCACUUACGCUCGAUGGGUCAAGAUACGGAAUCGCUUAUGCAGCGAAUAGAAGAUAUUAUUAUAAAGUCAAUUCUCGCCACUGCAUCUGGAAUUGUCAGCGGUUUAAAACAAUUCGUGAAACAUUCCGAGACGUGUUUUGAAUUAUUUGGCUUUGAUGUACUGAUCGAUGAUACGUUGAAGCCAUGGCUGCUGGAAGUAAAUUUAACUCCCUCAUUGGGAUGCGAUUCACCCCUAGAUGUUAGACUCAAGUCAGCUUUAAUAGCGGACUUAUUUACUCUCAUCGGCAUAGCUGCUGUCGAUCCAAUCUUGCGCUCUCAAAAUUUAAACCGUGCUGUAAAUUACAAUAAAAAGAUAACUAGUUACAGAAGAGUGCAGUCUGCAGAAACGUUGCCUCAAGGCAAGAAGAAUAUUAAUAGAAAUAAUAAAAGCAAAGCAGGUUUAAGCUCAGAGCAACAACGAAUAGUGGCGUCUGCAAAAGCGCAGUUCGAGAGAAGAGGCGGAUUUGUUAGAAUAUUUCCAAGUCCGAAAUCUUGGGUGCUCUACUCGCAAUACUUGGAUCCAAUUACAGGUGCACCAAUGAUAUCGGAUCCGCUUGGUCCAAGGAAAUUACCGCAACAUAUUAAUAUCAAUCAUAAUUUGAUGUUGCAUGAACAAUUGUUUCCUGCAGCCAAUCGCGUUACCGGCUACAUUAUUCCAGAAUUGACAUUAGAUAGAUUGUCUAGAUAUGAAAGAUAUGAAAGAGCAUUGGUGAAGGGCCACAAACAGAGCUUGGACAAAGGGAAUAAUAAAGAGAAUUUAGAUGUAGAUAUGCACAAGUAUAAAAACCAAGUCAUACAAUCAAUGCAGGAAGGCAAUAAACUUAGUUCUGGUGAAGCGAGGAAAGCCUUUGGUUUAUAUCUAGGUUACAUAUUACGGAAAAUAUCACAGCCUAAUGCAGAUCCGGGAUGUUGCGAUCUUGUUAUGAAAUUUCUUCAACAUUCAUCCUGCAGUUUGAGAACGCCAUUUUUAUUUACGUUACCAUGCAGUCAGUUAAGUGAUAAGGAUCGAGCUGCCAUUACCGCAAAGCAACUUUCUGAUUUUUUGCAUCUGUAUAACAGAGAAACAGAUCUUUACGAAGACACCGUAGAUCGGCCUCGUACUGUUCCUAAUAAACUUUUCCAAAAGUUUCUAGCUGCCGCAAGUGAACAGGACCUCGAUGAUAUACUGAUUCUGCAAACACGUCUUUAUAAGUGCGCUCACAGUUUCUUAGGAAGAAGUGGUUUCGCUGGCAAUUUGCGUGGUGCUAAUCUUCUUGGAUCUUUACCGCAUAUUACAUCGCGAGUAUAUUCCAAUGCCGCCACAGCAGAACAGUGCAGAUGUAAUAAUUCAAUCAAUAGAUUGUGCCUCAAGAGGGUUAAAAGAAAUAGAUACAAAUAGACUGGACAAAAACAUCGAGCGUUCUUCUCCGUAUGCUUUGCUAUAUCUCUAAUAUCUGAUGGUUUUAUCGAAUGUCUUAGCUGAUCGGAAAUGGAGUAGUGGAUGUAGCGAAGCCUAUAGGUAGGAAUGCUCGGUGCACUCUAAUUGUGACAGUGAGUACAAAUGCACUGUGCAUUAAUGCACCCUGUAUGUACACUGAUUGUGAACCAGCGUAUUUACGCGUUAUGAUUUUGUGCAACAAUUAGACAUAAGAUUUCAGGCUAAACUUAAGACGUCCUAAACUUACUUAAAACGACGUCAGACAAGUUUGUGUUCCAAGCAGAAAAUUACAUAAACAAAUUGCUUCACUCGUGAGCAGUUGCGUUUUUCGUGUUUCUUCCUCAUUGUCUCUUUAAAUUCACGCCAGCACGCCAUAUGCGUUGGACUUUUCGGGCCCCAUUCUAACGAAGGGAUAAAGGCUGCCUUAAA